Molecule: messenger RNA, 3508 nt
Organism: Gasterosteus aculeatus aculeatus (three-spined stickleback)
Lineage: Eukaryota; Metazoa; Chordata; Actinopteri; Perciformes; Gasterosteidae
Gene: ppp2r5b
Product: protein phosphatase 2, regulatory subunit B', beta
Biological process (GO): protein dephosphorylation; signal transduction
Cellular component (GO): cytosol; nucleus; protein phosphatase type 2A complex
Molecular function (GO): protein phosphatase activator activity
Source: RefSeq, a predicted model, not a curated record
CGCUCAGGCGCUGUAGGACAACCGGAUAACGGGCACCGAGAAGGGGGAAGAGGAGCAAAACGCGUCAGUCCGACAGACGUUGACGGGGUGCUAUUGUAUAACGCGGCCCUGCAGUCUUUCUAAAAAAAAAAACCCAAAAAUAAUAAUAAUCUACCCAGCUUCUGGUGUCUGUCUCGCCGCGGAGGUGGAGACGCAGAGCGGCUCGGCUCGGCUCGGCGCGGCGGAGGACCCGCACAUGUCUGCGCGGUGAGGGAGCGUUUGUUUCCCUCCGCCCUGACACGGACUCGGAGGAGGAGGGUUUGUCUUGGAGGGGUUCACAGCGCGGAGAAAAAUAAACAACGUUUUCCACCUCUGAGGGAGUAGAAGAAGAAGAAGAAGAAGAAGAAGAAGAAGAAGAAGAAGAAAGAAGCAGGUGCGGUCGAGAGACGCGUCCGUUUAAAAAAAAUAAAAAAUAAAAGAAGCGAGAAGGACAACAGUGAUGCGGCAGCCGAGGUGGGCCCAGAUUGAUGAUUUUAUGAUAUCAUCAUCCACCGCCAGGACCGAUCACUGAUCGCAUUGAUAAGGAGCAUUUGGGAGAAGAAAUACGCUAUAAACUGACCUGGGUGCCGUUUUUUUUUGUUGAGCGUGGAUAAACAAGAGGAGGUUAAUCUGUGUUUGAUCACGGUGCUUUCUUUGCCGGAGGAGCACAAUUUCUUGCAGCACAUCUACAAAUAUAGGCCGAUGACUUAGUCCGUGAGCGUGUGACGCCAAUACAGCAGCAGCAGCAGCAGCAGAGGCGCGCGCGCGCGCGCGUGUGUGUGUGUGAGAGAGAAAGAGGGGGAGACGCGCCUGUCUGAGCAUCCCUUGGUAGCUGCACGGGCUACUCCUCCACGGGGAUGAUACGCACGCGAUUUUUUUGUCUGUGCGUGAAAUAAACAGAAGAGUCGGGGAUGAUGAUGAUGCUGAUGCUGAUGCUGCCGCUGCCAUUUCCUGUCCGGCUCUGAUAGAGACAGCGAGGCGCACAGCACGGUACUGGACAUCUCGAAAAUCCCUCUCCUCCGCCUCUGCACCUUCUACCCCCUCCGCACCUUCCCUCCCUCGCCCCUUUACCCCCCCCCCCUCCCCCUCACCCCCCCUGCCCCUCCUCCGCCUCCUGGUCUUCCUCCACAACUCCGGAGUUUUGGUUCAUUCUGAUAAAUUGAUAAUCCGCCUGUGAUUCAGAAAAAAACCACCCACUCCUUCACCCGUUCCAGCGUCCUCUCAUCCAUUCGCCCAUAUAUCCUCUCAAGCGCCCCCCUCUGCGCACGCACGCACAGGCACCGCAUCACCACCACCACCUCCAGCCAUCAUGGAGACAACCAAGCUGCCUCCGACCAGCCCGUCCUCGCCGACGACCAGCUUCUCGGUGCCGUCCGCGGAGAAGGUGGACGGCUUCCCGAGGAGGUCGAUGCGCCGAGCCCGGCAGAGGAGGUCCCACAGCUCGUCCCAGUUCCGCUACCAGAGCUCCCAGGUGGAGCUCACUCCGCUGCCCCUGCUCAAAGAUGCCCCGGUGGCAGAGUUGCACGACCUGUUCUGCAAGAAGCUGCAGCAGUGCUGCGUUCUGUUCGAUUUCCUGGACUGCGUGGCUGACCUGAAGGGGAAGGAGAUCAAACGCGCCGCCCUCAACGAGCUGGUGGAGAGCGUGGCCACGAGCAGAGGGGUCCUCAUAGAGCCGCUGUACCCAGAGGCCAUAAAGAUGAUCUCGGUAAAUAUCUUCCGUACUCUCCCACCGAGCGAGAAUCCAGAGUUUGACCCUGAGGAAGAUGAGCCAACACUCGAAGCCUCCUGGCCGCAUCUGCAGCUGGUGUACGAGUUCUUUCUGCGUUUCCUGGAGAGCCCGGACUUCCAGCCCUCCAUGGCCAAACGCUACGUUGACCAGAAGUUUGUCCUGCAGCUCCUGGAGCUGUUUGACAGCGAGGACCCCAGAGAGAGGGAGUACCUGAAGACCAUCCUGCACCGUGUCUAUGGAAAACUACUGGGCCUCCGGGCCUACAUCCGCAAACAGAUCAACAACAUCUUCCUCAGGUUCAUAUACGAAACUGAGCACUUCAACGGCGUAGCGGAGCUUCUGGAAAUCCUCGGCAGCAUCAUAAACGGCUUCGCCCUGCCGCUGAAGGCUGAACACAAGCAGUUCCUGGUCCGGGUCCUCAUCCCGUUACACACGGCAAAGUCCCUUUCCAUCUUCCACGCACAGCUGGCCUACUGUGUGGUGCAAUUUAUGGAGAAAGAUGCUACAGUGACUGAAUAUAUCAUCAGAGGGCUCCUCAAGUACUGGCCAAAGACCUGCACGCAGAAAGAGGUGAUGUUCCUGGGGGAGAUCGAGGAGAUCCUGGAUGUGAUCGAGCCGUCUCAGUUCAUCCGGGUGCAGGAGCCGCUCUUCAAGCAGAUCGCAGCCUGCAUCUCCAGCCCUCACUUCCAGGUAGCGGAGCGGGCUCUUUACUUCUGGAACAACGAAUACAUCCUCAGCCUGAUUGAGGAGAACUGUCAGGUCAUCCUGCCGCUGGUGUUCGCCACCCUCUACAGAGUCUCCAAAGAGCACUGGAACCAGACCAUCGUGUCUCUGAUCUACAACGUGCUGAAGACCUUCAUGGAGAUGAACAGCAAGUUGUUUGAUGACCUCACUGCCUCCUACAAAGUGGAGAAACAGAAGGAGCUGAAGCGAGACAGGGAGCGUGCAGACCUCUGGCGAGGCCUGGAGGAGCACCAGGACCGCCGGAUGCAGAUGCUCACCGAGGCGGCCAGGAACCAGCGCAACCUGCAGGAGCGAGGCGAGAGAGGGGACCCGCCGACCCCUUCGUCCCCGCAGACCUCCAUCUCCGACCACAACGAGCCCAAGCCCAGCGGGGCCUCCUCUUCCUCCUCCGGAGGCGGGGAGGGCACCACCUAGGUGCUGCAGGGCAAAGAUUGGAUAGCACAGGGGGGGUGUUAGGGGACAGGGAGAAGGCAUGAGGUAGAUGGUGAAAGCGUUGGGAGAGAAAAGGUACAAAACAAAUCCACUGUUCGUUUUUAUCCUGGAUCAUUGAGAGCGCGUGGCUUUUUUGUGGAAAAGCGCACAAACUCGGUGAUCUGAGGUAAACACUGCGCCUUUUUAUUUCUGACCAACUUGUGUGAAACUGGUUCCCUCUUUGCUGUGCACGCAUUACGUUGCAGAUGAGAAGAUGAAUAUUGUCCUGAGAGUGCAGACAGUAGUCACAAUAAGCGGCUGGUUUACCAAACUGCAGGUCAGUAUCCAAAAUUUGUAGCUGGCCUGCUUCAAAUCAGCCUUCAAAUGAGAGAGGAAAUUCCUCUUUUGGUGCAACAGCAACCAAGUUGAACACGGGUCGAACUUGAUAUUCAACCGACCGGGUCAGAGUCUGUACUGUGGCCACGUAUUUAUCUUUUGGUCAGAGAUGCUUAUUUCAUGCGUGGAUAGCACAAUGCAUUAAUAAACAAAAGAAACAAUUUCACACAAAUGUCUCCCCAAACUAUUGUUGAACAGACCAGACAGAAA